AACUGACGCUGACAAAAUCCAUGACAAAAAAACUGCAACUGUCUUGUUGACACAUCUUGUUGUGCUUUCUCUUCUCUGCUUUGCACCUCAUUUCCUUUGCCCACACAAACACGUAAGUCUGAACUUGAAAAAAAAAAAACAAAAACAACGUUGAGUUCAAUGAGUUACAAAGGAAUUGCAAAGUCGCUGGUGGCAUGACGAUAUAUAGUUCGUAUUGGCUCUGUGGGCUAACUAAAUCGAACUAAUUAAGUGGGCUAAUCUCAAUUCCAUGUUAUUUGGCCACACAUUGUAGUAGACUUUGGCCACGCCUCGGUACGCAUACCACAGUACAAGUAUUUACCAACGAAAGUUACACAGAGGACUGACUUUCCGUGGCUUUUUCUGUUUUAAUCACCGUCGUAAAUGCGCUUUAUUUCCAGCGGAGCACAAUGUUUAUAUCACCAAAAGCGCAUAACUGCGUCAUGACUUCUACCAUUGCACCUCUUCUAGGCUUACUCAUAGUUGGUGUUUGCGUUGAAAGCGGCAAUGUUUUGAUUUUACCUGGGGAGUAUAGCCACUGGCACAAUAUGCGUAUGAUUGUGGAAGAGCUUGCAGAACGGAACCACAGCAUUACAGUAUUGGUAAACUCAGCCUCCCCAUCUGUGAAAUCAUUUCAGGACGAGCGUGUAAAUUUUAAAAUUUUCCAGGUUCCUCUGGAGAAACACGAAGUGCACGCCAUGUGGAAUGAGUUUGUUGAUGUGUGGAUGUACCAGUCUAGAACUGCGUCCAUGCCACAAAUGUUUUUUAAAAUUAUAGCCGUGAUGAAUCGCAUCACUGCUCAUAACUAUGUCAUGUGUGAUGGCAUUUUACGCAACCCAAUGUUAAUUGAUGCAUUGAAACUGGCCAAAUUCGAAGUUAUACUGUUUGAUCCUAUGAUGCCCUGCGGUGAUGUUUUGGCGGAAACUUUGGACAUACCGUUUAUUCUAUCCUUGAGACUCACAUUUGGCUAUGUUUUUGAGAGGCAAUGCGGCCAAUUGCCAACACCUCCGUCAUAUGUACCUGCUGUACCAACACAGUUCACAGACCAUAUGGAAUUUAUGGAAAGGCUGCAAAAUGUUUUGAUGUAUGGAGUCCAUACUGCCAUAUUUUACCUGCACACCAAGCUGACUACGAAUAAUUAUUUAAGUGAAAUCAGAGGUAAACCAACAGAAUUAUGUGAUGUCCUUGGUAAAGCUGAUAUUUGGUUGAUCAGGACCUACUGGGAUUUUGAGUACCCCCGACCUCUUCUCCCCAAUUUCAAAUUUGUUGGAGGCCUGCACUGCAAGCCAGCAAAGCCUCUUCCAGAGGACAUGGAGUUUUUUGUGCAAAGUUCAGGGGAUGAUGGUAUUGUAGUGUUCUCACUGGGAUCCAUGAUCAACAACCUCAAUGGAGAGAGAGCAAACACAAUAGCCUCUGCACUUGGAGAAAUACCUCAAAAGGUAUUAUGGAGGUACAGUGGUGUAAAACCAGAGACACUGGCACCCAAUACAAGACUUUAUGACUGGCUUCCUCAAAAUGACCUUCUAGGCCAUCCCAAAACCAAAGCCUUCAUAACCCAUGGUGGCACCAAUGGGCUCUAUGAGGCUAUCUAUCAUGGAGUGCCCAUGGUGGGCAUCCCCCUGUUCGCUGACCAGCCUGAUAAUCUGCACCACAUGAAGGUGAAAGGGGCAGCUGUCAUUCUGGAUUUCAACAAACUAGAAAGUAAAGAUUUAGUGGCUGCUCUCAACACAGUGAUAAAUGAUCCCUCAUAUAAGGAAAGCAUUGUGAGGCUCUCCAGGAUUCACCAUGACCAGCCAAUGAAACCUUUGGAUGAGGCCGUGUUCUGGAUUGAGUUUGUCAUGCGCAAUAAAGGAGCGAAGCACCUGCGUGUCCAGGCCCACAACCUCAGCUGGUAUCAGUACCACAGUCUGGAUGUUAUUAUAUUCCUGCUUGCAAUAGUGGGACUGUUCAUUUUUAUUGUGGUAAAAUCAUGUUGCUUCUGCUUCAGGAAGUGCUUUGGGAAAAGUAUCCUAAAAAAGAAAACAGAGUAACAUUUUAAAAAAUAUGGAUUAAAGUUUUUACCAUGGAAAAAAAUAA
Messenger RNA from Alosa alosa (allis shad), 2094 nucleotides. Its product is annotated as UDP-glucuronosyltransferase 2B17-like. The transcript is spliced from 6 exons. Bases 429 to 2048 code for a protein of 539 amino acids. The record is from RefSeq and is a predicted model, not a curated record. Gene Ontology annotation, molecular function: UDP-glycosyltransferase activity. Lineage: Eukaryota; Metazoa; Chordata; Actinopteri; Clupeiformes; Clupeidae.